UAUUCUCUGAUUGCAUUACUAUUUUGUCACUUUGAAAUUUCUGUUUACUAUACUGUGAAUAUUACUCAGCCACAGGUUUAACCUGAUAAGAAAAAUAUAUUUACUGUCAUAAUAUAAGCAUCUCAUUAAGUGCAAUUGAUUUAUAAUGGAUGGCGAAAGCUCAGUUCGAGUUGGAUUCAUUGAGAAAAGAUCUAUCGGAGAAAGAAGAGUUGCUGAUCCAUUCGGGGAGAGCCGUUGAACUUUUACAACUUGAACAUCAAGAUAAGAUUGAACAAAUAAGAACAGAACUAGAGAGAGAAAAAUCAUACUUGCAAGAUCAUAUUGACAAUUUGCAAAAGGCUCUCCGAGAAAAAGACAGAAGACUUAGUACACUGGACUCAAACCCAUCUCUACAUACAAUCGCGUUCGGCUGUGAUCGAGAGUCGAUAGAGCAAAAAGAACAAGCUUCUUUAAGAAAUGAGUUGAGUAACAUCACUAAAAAAUAUGUCAAACUGGAAGAAGAUAUGGAUGCUGUGAGAGAAGACUACAUGAGACUUGAAGAGAGGCUUGACAGUUCAAAUAGAGAGAAUGUUACUCUAAAAGCCCAAGUGAGGGCUUUGGAGACUGAGCUCGAGAAGCGCCAAGCUCACCUUAAGCAGGCAUACUUGGACUUGGGACGGACAAAUGGGUCGACAUCCACCCUGGAAGACUCACAACAGGUGAGAGUUGAAUGAGAAAGAAGAGUUUAGUGAUGGUCGCUUAGACAUUUAUGUAGAACUCAGUUAUUUUUAUGUAAUACAGUUUUAUUCUAUAUACAUAGGUACUGUUUACUGUACCAGCGAGGCAGCUAUGCUAAGCUUGUUAUUGAAUUCAAAUGAAUUAGGUUAAUUGUUAUCAUAUUGUUUUUACUCCAUUUAACAUACUGUACAACAUACAGUAUUUAAACUCUUCAGAGUCAUUUUUCAAGUGCAAACGUAAAUCUGAGUGAUUUUUCCCAACUUCUACAGCUUAAAGGUUCUAGAAAUGAUUAAUUUUGUUUUUUCAAUGCAACCUCCUUAAUCCUUUUAUAGUAGCCUACCUGGGUCUGGGUCAAUGGAGCCAAUAAUUACAAUUUACAAAUCGUUAUGUUUCCAUAUCUACUACAAAAGUAAUUUUUGCACAAAAUAUUUUAGCUUUUAUAGUAGCCUAAUUUAUUUUUUAUUCUUUUGGCCAAAGUUUGACGCCCUAUCAAUUCUGCCAUCCUAGGCUAUAACCCAUUUAGAUCAUAUGCAAAUCAAGGCCAGCAUUUAGUCAAGUCUAAUCUUGAGAAGAUCUAUUUACAAAAAAUACGAGAGAAAAUUUAAUAUUCUCCAGAAAUUUUGUAAAAUACAAUGUUUUUUCAGCAAAAGCAUAUUUUGAGAAUUUUUCUUAAAGACAAAAACAUUAUACAAUAACUUCCAUCUCCACCACCAUCAAAUCAACUCAGAGGACUUCGGACAUAGGCAAGAGGUGUCAAGCUAUAAGUAUAAACUCGAUUUUUAUAUUUGCGCUCAGACUACUUCAUGGA
Messenger RNA from Nilaparvata lugens (brown planthopper), 1525 nucleotides. Its product is annotated as CDK5 regulatory subunit-associated protein 2-like. NCBI's taxonomy places the organism in Eukaryota, Metazoa, Arthropoda, Insecta, Hemiptera, Delphacidae. Gene Ontology annotation, cellular component: microtubule plus-end; microtubule organizing center; mitotic spindle pole. The coding region runs from base 150 to 713 and encodes 187 amino acids. Gene Ontology annotation, biological process: establishment of mitotic spindle orientation; positive regulation of DNA-templated transcription; positive regulation of microtubule polymerization. The record is from RefSeq and is a predicted model, not a curated record. Gene Ontology annotation, molecular function: transcription cis-regulatory region binding; protein kinase binding; microtubule binding. The transcript has 4 exons.